Messenger RNA from Cylicostephanus goldi, 690 nucleotides. The record is from the annotation of a GenBank genome assembly. NCBI's taxonomy places the organism in Eukaryota, Metazoa, Nematoda, Chromadorea, Rhabditida, Strongylidae.
AUGGGUGGGUUGUUCAGCAAGAAGUCAUCAACUCCUCCUCCUCCUAAAAACUGCGUAAUAACUGAGCAGGAUCAGGCAAUUCUAGUUAGUUUCUUUAUGUCUAUGGUUUUUGGUAUUCCUUUAAAAUUUUUCUUCCAGCAACUCAAAACUCAAAGAGACAAGAUUAAACAAUUUAUUCGACGAAAAGAGAGGGAUAUGGAGAGAGAAAGAGAACUAGCGCGGCAGCUCAUCAAGGAUGGAAAGAAAGACCGUGCCCUGCUACUGCUGAAAAAGAAAAGAUAUCAAGAAAAUGUCAUUGAACAGACAAUGCGACAUCUGGAUAACAUCGAUAGAAUGGUGCAUGAUCUGGAAUUUGCUGAUAUACAGCAACGAGUUGUUGAGGGACUUCGUCAAGGAAAUGAUGCAUUGAAGAAGAUUAAUGCGAUUUUCGAUAUUGAUGAGAUAGAGAAGCUCAAAGAAGAGACAAGAGAAGCCGCUGAGUAUCAGGAGGAGAUCUCUACUCUUCUAUCUGGUCAGCUUUCCAACCUUGAUGUGCAGGAGGCUGAACAAGAAUUGGAGCAGCUACUGGCAGCUCAAAUCAGCGAUGUCAAAUUGCCAGAUGUUCCAACUCACGAUUUGCCAGAGAGGCAAAGAGAGAAAGAACCAGCAAGCAAGAAACGCGAACGCGUAGCGGUAAUGACCGAUGUGUAA